CCCCGCCCGGCAAGGCCACCGGUCUGGACGGGAGGGAGGCUGUACCGCACUUAAAUGCGAGCGUAACUUAACUACCUUCCCCGUAUCGGCGAGGAACAGACAGAGGAAGGAGGAGGAGGAGGAGGAGGAGGAAGCGAAGCGGAAAUGGGGCUCCGCGUCCGCGCCUCCUCGCUCCUGCUAGCCCUGGCGCUCGAGCUCGCCGUCGCGCUCGUCUCAGUGUCGGCGCAGCAGAAGUUCGGGAUCAACUACGGGCAGAUCGCCAACGACCUGCCGGACCCGACGCGGGUGGCGGGGCUGCUCCAGUCCAUGAACGUGAACAAGGUGAAGCUCUACGACGCGGACCCCAGGGUGCUGACGGCCUUCGCCAACACCGGCGUCGAGUUCAUCAUCGCCGUGGGCAACGAGAACCUGCAGACCAUGGCCGCCAACCCCGCCGCGGCGCGCCAGUGGGUCGCCACUCACGUGCAGCCCUACAUCCCGGCGACGCGCAUCACCUGCGUCACCGUCGGCAACGAGGUCUUCUCCAGCAACGACACCGUCAUGAUGUCCAGCCUCCUCCCCGCCAUGAAGGCCGUCUCCGACGCGCUCGGGGACCUGGGCCUCGGCGGCCAGGUCACCGUGUCGUCCGCGCACUCCGUGAACGUGCUCGCCACCAGCUUCCCGCCGUCGUCGGGCGCGUUCCGGGAGGACCUCGCCGAGUACAUCCAGCCGAUCCUGGACUUCCACGGCCAGACGAGGUCGCCGUUCCUCAUCAACGCUUACCCAUUCUUUGCGUACAAGGCGAGCCCGGGCAGCGUGUCGCUGCCGUACGUGCUGUUCGAGCCCAACCCGGGCGUGCGCGACCCAAACACCAACCUCGGCUACGACAACAUGCUCUACGCCCAGAUCGACGCCGUGUACUCGGCGAUGAAGGCCAUGGGGCACACGGACGUGGCCGUGAGGAUCUCCGAGACCGGGUGGCCGUCCAAGGGCGACGAGGACGAGACCGGCGCCACUGUGCAGAACGCCGCGGCGUACAACGGCAACCUGAUGCAGAGGAUCGCCAUGAACCAGGGGACGCCGCUCAAGCCCAACGUGCCCAUCGACGUCUACGUCUUCGCGCUGUUCAACGAGGACAUGAAGCCAGGGCCGACGUCGGAACGGAACUACGGGUUGUUCUACCCCAACGGCUCGCCGGUGUACGCGAUUAACGCCGGCUCCGGCUCCGGCUCCGGCGGCGGCGGCGGGUUUGGUCCGGGCGGGUCUCUGAACCCGUACUACACGUCCAUGUUCUCCUCCUCGUCCAAAUUGGCGAUAACGUUUCCGACGGGGGUGGUUCUCCUACUCGCCGCAUUAUUCCUCUGAGCUUCCUCCACACGUACCACCCACAGAGAGAAAGGCGCGCAGAUCAUUGGCGGGUUCCCUUCCGACUGACGCAAUCCGGGCCGCGUUGUCACCGCCACCCUUCAGUGCCGGUGCCGACUGCCGGCUAUGGUGCAUUGCCUCCCCUCACUGACAGCGAGGACAGACAGUUUGUUGUUCUGUAUAGACGAUCCGUGAUGUGCCUGCGCUGUGAUCGUGGAGGAAGGGUACAGCACUAGAUAGAGGAGUCAUCUGUACUGACGUAGUAGCUAGCUUGCCCUGCACUUGUUGCUGACGAUCAGCUAGUCGUGUCACUUUGAAAGCAUGAAAGAACAAGAUGAACAGUGCAGCAGCAAGCAAAUGAGUCAUUGUAUCCAUUUAUUUGUAUUGUUCGUGCUGAGGUUAUUGCAUUUAUUCAUCGCAGAAUUUGAUACAGA
Messenger RNA from Setaria italica (foxtail millet), 1778 nucleotides. RefSeq names its product glucan endo-1,3-beta-glucosidase 14. The record is from RefSeq and is a predicted model, not a curated record. Gene Ontology annotation, biological process: carbohydrate metabolic process. Gene Ontology annotation, cellular component: plasma membrane. Gene Ontology annotation, molecular function: hydrolase activity, hydrolyzing O-glycosyl compounds. Lineage: Eukaryota; Viridiplantae; Streptophyta; Magnoliopsida; Poales; Poaceae. Bases 145 to 1344 code for a protein of 399 amino acids. The transcript is spliced from 4 exons.